Cricetulus griseus (Chinese hamster) is the source of this 939-nucleotide messenger RNA. The record is from RefSeq and is a predicted model, not a curated record. NCBI's taxonomy places the organism in Eukaryota, Metazoa, Chordata, Mammalia, Rodentia, Cricetidae.
AUGGAUGACAUCAUACAGAGCACACUUAUAUUCAUUGUGAUUGUAGAAAUCGUAUUAGGAUGCUUGGGAAAUGGGUUCAUAGCUCUGGUGAACUGCCUGGAGUGGGUCAAGAGAAGAAAGAUCUCUACAGUGAAUCAGCUCCUCACAGCCCUGGCUUUCUCCAGAAUCGCCCUUCUUUUGACAGUACUCACUGCUCUCUCGGUGUCCAUACGGUACUCAGACAUGGUGAUGACUAGAAGAGUGAUCAAACUGAUUAACUUUCACUUGAUUUUCAGCAACCAUUUUAGCAUGUGGCUUGCUGCAUGCCUCAGCCUCUUUUAUUUUCUCAAAAUAGCCAACUUUUCUAACACUAUCUUUGUUUACUUAAAGACAAGAGUGAACCAGGUGGUUUCAGGGACUUUGCUCAUGUCUCUGGCCCUCUUGUUUCUAAACACUCUACUAAUUAACUCAUAUAUCGAUGCCCAGAUGGGUCGCUAUAGAGGAUAUCUGUUAUAUGAUUUCUCUUCAAACAGUUCUGCAGAAUUUUUCAGGGCUAUUUUAAUAAUUAACGAUGGUAUUUUUACCACCAUACCCUUCACACUUUCCCAAUUAACUUUUCUCCUGCUCAUUUUCUCCCUGUGGAGACAUCACAAGAAGAUGAAGAAGCAUGGUCAAAGAGGCAGAGAUGCCCGUGCCAAUGCCCACAUCAAAGCCUUGCAAACCAUGAUCACCUAUGCUCUUCUCUGUGCCAUUUUCUUUCUGGCUCUUUUCAUGCAAAUUUGGAGGACUGAGUUGAUGAACAUUAUUUACAUUAGGCUAUGCCAGAUUGCUGCAGCAGCUUUUCCUUCAGGACAUUCUUGUGUCUUGAUCCAUGGAAACACAAAGCUGAGACAAGCCUUUCUUUCUGUGCUGUGGUGGGUGAGGUGCAGGCUUAAAGAUAUUCACCCAAUGGCUCUCUAA